AUGGCCACGGAGCCGGCAGAAACGCGGCUUGUACAUACUCUGGUGGGCAGCGCUUUGAGCGGCUUGAUCUCUCGGCUGCCGUGCCACCCUCUUGACACCAUCAAGUCCCGCCUUCAAUCUGCCACUGGGAGCGAGUACCGAAGUACCUUGCACUGCUGCAGGAGAACUUUCGCCGAAGAAGGCAUUCGGGGGUUCUAUCGAGGGUUUGGCAUCGUGGCGACUCUCGGCACUCCGGGCGUUUGGCAGGGUGACAGGAAGACCUUGUUGAUGGAUCUCAUCGUUCAGCACCCAGCGAAGGUCUACAUCUCGACGUACGAAAUCCUCAAGUCCUAUCUGGCUCCGGAUGCCGCGCGGCCGCAGCAGACAGCCACAGAUUCCGCUUGUGUAAUGUCAAAAUGGCUGCGGCUCAAGUCUUGGCUCAAAUGUCAUAUGUCCGCAAGCCGGAACGCUGCCACAGAGAAUGUCCCUCCCGCCCACGUGGACUGCUGGUGGCUGGCCCCAACAGCAGAUCGCAACGUAUGGAAGGCUCGGAGCCCCUUGCAACGAGAGACGACAGAUCUGCCGGUCUCACCGCGUGCCGUCGUCUCCAUGGGCGCUUGGGGAAUUCCCGGCGCGCAGCAGGCAGACGCGUUCCUGGGAGUCCUUUCUAUGCCGGCACCCAGUGCCAGAGAGGCAGACGCCAAAGCAGCGGAUGUAUCGGAUAGCACAGUGGACGACUCCAAGGAUGAGGGCUUCCAGAGUUUGUGUCGGGUGUGCCGGGCGCAGAACGUGGAAUACACAUCUGACCUGGUCAUCGUUGCACGCCCGCGGAUGCCAAAGCUGCUUCUCGCGCGGCGGUCAGCCAAAGCGCGCAACCGCUCACCGGAACACCUCCAUCUGGACAGACGGCAGUUGGGCCGCUGCCCGGUCUUGGAGGAGGAGGCACGGCUACGCUUGCUGAAUUAUCAGAACAAUGCCAUAUCGCGCAUCGAACAUCUCGAUAACCUUCCCAAUCUUACUUUCUUAGACUUGUACGACAACAAGAUCCAAGUCAUGGAGAACUUAGAGAAGUGCAAAAAUCUGCGUGUUCUCAUGCUUGGCAAGAACCAAAUCCAGCGAAUCGAGAACUUGAAGACUCUUGAGAAGUUGGAUGUUUUGGACCUGCACAGCAACAGGAUCAAGGAAAUUCAGAACGUGUCGCAUUUGACACAUCUUCGCGUUCUGAAUCUUGCUGGCAAUUUUCUCCCUAACAUUUUCAAUCUGGACGGACUGGUCUCGCUCACUGAAUUGAACAUUAGACGCAAUUCCAUCUCGACGACUGCCGGCGUGGAUCAGGUACCACAGCUGCAGAGGCUCUUUGCGUCGCACAACAAUAUCGUCUUGCAUGAGGAUUUACGAUUCUUAUCUGCAGCCACCAACCUUCGAGAGCUUACCUUGGACGGAAAUCCAAUUUCUGACAAAACCAAGGCCUAUCAUGUCCACAUUGUGACUCUCUGCCCAAAUCUGGAAACGUUGGACAAUGUAAAGGUGGAGGCUCGGAGAUGCAUUCGAGCAAAGCCCGAGUUCAUGGAGGCUUUGGAAGCCCCUUCGCAGCGAAGCGAUGCAGAGAUCCAGGCUUCCAGCUCGAGUGUCCCCGAUCAGCCCGAGCAGUCGGGAGAGGACUCCGAGCCUACUGAGCCUCCGGUUUGCAUCCGGAGUUUUGUUAUUUCACCUUCGCCAUCUGCGGCUUUGAAUGUCGCUGCUGCGACAGAAGAGGCCGUGGAUACUCGUGGUGAGCACACAAGCACGUCCAACGCUGCUGAUGUGCCUUUGGCGGAGUCGUCGCCACCGCCGAGGCCAAAAGGGUCUGCCAGGGGGCGUGAUGGCUUGCCGGCUCGUGCGCUGCACGGUCUGCCCAAGCGGCCGACUACAGCCACAGCCCGGCCAUCGCCAGCCCAACCUGGGCUCACAGAGAGCCUGGCAAUUUCUUCCAUUCGCUCAGGCACGAAUCUGCUGCAGCGCCCUGCCCUUCCAGUGUCGUCUCAGCCCAUGCCGAUGCCGAAGGAACAGAAGACCGGUUCCAUGACGAGCGAGGAGGUGCUCCAAGCCAUCCGCCUGCAGUGGGAAUUGGUGCUGCAGGGCAAGGUUGCAAUGACGCGACACGGAUAUGUGCGAAGAGAGCAAGCCGCCGAGCUCUCCAUUUUUGGCCGUGGUCUGGACGCGCUGGAUAAGAUAGAAUACCAAAGCGUUGUGACCAGCAUUCACUUCCAUUAUAUCUUGAUUGAGAUGCUUGCUGGCGAAAUUGCUCGCCUGUUGAAGUUCAAAGUCUUGAACAGCAUCACCUUCGUCCAAAACCAGAUCCUAGAUCCACGGGCACUGGAGCCAUUUCGCCGGAUGCCUCGCUUGACAUCUAUUGUCAUCAAGGAGAAUCCCGUGUGCUCCGGUCGCGCCACCUUGCGUGUGGGUAUUAUCCGAUGGCUGCCCCACCUUCGCAAGAUUAAUGAUCAAGAUGUCACGGAUCUGGAGCGUGCGGACGCAUGCAACCUUCAAGCAGCCCUGCCGGUGCUCUCCAGCCCAGAUGCGACCGACUCUCCCGAGGACUUGUCUGCUAUGGUGGAAGGACUGAUCAGCCAUGCGUGUACAGUUGAUGAGCGCAUAUCAGCCGUCCACGAGCACUUCGGAGAGAUCGUGCGUGAUGCCAUCCGUGAGGUGUGGUACGACCUGGCCGAGACCUCCGGCACCGUCCCGGCAAUGCCAUUGCCAUCAACAGGGGAUACUCUGGCCGUUGCUCUGAUGAAUGCAAGGCUUCACCAUCGACGAGUAGAGCGUGAGCUUGAGCGCGCAGCAGCUGCAUGCAUAGUCUUCGUCCCCGUUGAUGUCAUCAAAGAGUGCAGAAGCUCGGCCACAGCCUGGGCGUUUGAGAUCCUUGCAAUCCUUGCAACCUGUCGCGUCGUGGUCGAUGCGAGCGCAAGGCCUACCCGCAAGCUCCGGCAGGGAGCCAAGGGUGUGAGCUGCGAUCUCGUGCCGGUGCGUCGCUUCAGGAAGCCGAGGCUCCACACCACCGAGCUAUGCUGGGACCGGCAUUUGCGCGUCGCUGCAGUAGGACGAAGUCCAGCGUGGUGUGAGCGGCGAGAGGAGCUUGGAUGCCCUCCGUGUGAUCUCCCGUACGGAAGGGCUCUUUGGUUUGUACAAGGUGCAGAGAGCAAGCUAUGUACUUGUGGCACUCUUGACUGGGAGCCCCAUCGAAUUGGCUUGAUACGCCAGGGGUACUACGCUACACUCGCUUCCUUUGGCCCCUUCUCGGCCUUGUACUUUGCCUUCUACGAGCAGGCGCGCUUCUCUGCUCAUGGCAUGAGCUCAGCUGUUUCCGUGUGGGUUCCGGCAAAAGAAGAGCCGAAGAGCCACUGCUACCAGCACUACAAUCGCCUUGCUGCCCUGCUCGGAGCUGAGAAAUCGCUGCCUCCAGCUCUGACCUUGCUGGCUUCGGCCUCUGCCGGCACAGCCGUUGUAACCUGCCCUCUGGACCUGGCAAAGCUCCGGCUCCAGACGCAGCUGCGACUCCCACCAGGCGUGGAGAUACCAGAAGGACAUUUGCAUGGGCUACGAGCUGCGCUUGUGGCGUCGAGCGCUCAUCGUCGAAAUCUGAGACUUUGGAAGAAAGCUGUGCUCCUGCAAAGCACAGGUGAAGGAGGCGUGCGCGCCUUGUUCCGGGGAGCAGGUGCUCGUGCGGCUUUCCACGCCCCGAGCACCUGCAUCACCUUCACAACCUUCGAGGAGCUUGCCCGUAAUCAAUCACUGGCACAGCAGGUUGCUUACAACAUCCGCAGGAUUGCUGCGCUUGCAGCCGCAUGCUAUGUGGCUUGCAUUUUUCCAAGGGCUUUCGUAUCACCCACAACUCAGCGUCAAGAACUCACGCAGUCUCAAGGCUUCGUGCGGAGUGACAGGCAAGUGGUGAUGCAGGCAGACGCACGCCCCUCAAUGCAGACGAGCUCUGAGUCAGCCAGCUUCAGCAUGCUUGGCCGCGCCUCUGCAGCGGCACUUUGUGCUUUGGUUGCUGUGUCAGCGGAUAGACGCUCUCGGCAGCGUGCUGAGAAGGUCGUCGUUCGAAUGUUCCCAACUCGGGCACGCAGCAGACAAAAGACCAUGCGCCGCUUUGAGCCAUUCGGAGAGAUGCCCGCCUGGUCGCGCAAGCCUCUUCUGCGAAAGAGACUCAAGCAGCCGUGGCGAAAGCGCCCCACGAAGAAGUUGUCCAUGAAGGGUCGCUACUGGAUAGAGAGGUCGCGCGUCGCCUGCCACUACAACAUCAACAUCGCGCAGUUGACCAAGUAUGUCCUGCGUGCCUUCAAGGAGGGCCGAAAGCACCCAAUCGACUGUCUUAUGCAAAUCCUGGAGAGCCGUAUCGACAACUUCCUCUGGCGAGUGGGUCUGGCACCAACCAUGGCAGCUGCCCGCUGGAUGGUCCGAGAGAACCACAUCCAGAUCCGCCACGCCCCGAAGGACAGCGAUUGGCAGCCACCAGACUGGGUGACGACGAAUGUGCCAUCGACUCUCCUGAUGCUGGGCGACGAGAUCCGCGUUCGCCCGAAGAAGAGGUCCAUCGGUCUCGCCAACAAGCAUCAGGACGAAGAGGGCGAGGUCGACGUUCCCGGCCAUUUGGAAUGGGACCGCCAGGAGCUGAUUGGCAGGUACAACGACGUUUGUGACUCAAACGAGAUUGGCAUCAACGUUUGCGAGGAUUUCUUGCUCUACAAUUUCUUGGGGCCUGAGGGUGUAAGGCAGCGGCACAUCCGCUGGUUCGAGGGCACCACCAUCCCAAUCCCGAAGAUCUACAAUGGCGGGCGCAUCCGACCUACGCCCGAAAACAUCCUCAACAUGAAGAAGGGAGCUGGUCUCCGCCUGCGCGGUCGCCGCCGACCUCCAGGGCUGUGGGGCAAGACGGGCAGCACCAUGCUCAACAACCCUUGGGAGUUCGGCAAAAAGGUCAAAGUCUGCUUCGUGCGGAGUGACAGGCAAGUGGUGAUGCAGGCAGACGCACGCCCCUCACUGCAGACGAGCUCUGAGUCAGCCAGCUUCAGCAUGCUUGGCCGCGCCUCUGCAGCGGCACUUUGUGCUUUGGUUGCGGUGUCAGCGGAUAGUGUGGGUUCAAGUGCAAAGCAGGAUCUGAAGUUGAAGGAUUUCUCACUGUCCUCGCCUAGCAUGCCUUCCACGCCACUUCCGGCUCCGCAGCCCAUACCCGAUGGUUACAACGUGGCCCCGCCGCCGGCCAGACCACUUCUGCUCUUCAUCACGAACGUCAAGAAUGCAAGAACUGUUUGGGUGGAGAUCUCCAUCAAUGACAACGUACACAUGCUGAAAAGAUAUACCUCCAGAAAGAUGUUGAUCCCAGUUGAAGACAUGAUCCUUGUGUACCAAGGAGAAGAGCUCAAAAACGACACUCAGAUCAAGCAAAGUAAGCUUGAUUUUGUCAUCCAGAAGGCUGCAGAAGGUGAGCCAUCUGCAGAAGACUGCACCAUACACUUGAUUGACAUAAAGGACACGCCGGCCGAAAUACGCGAACAGCUUGCGAUGGGAUGCCGCUCUUCCAAGAGGUGUUGCUGCGUGAGUUCUUCCUGCGAGGGGCAAAUUGAGAAUGGUCCCGCUGACACUCCAGGGGCAUCUUUUCGCUCCACUCGCUAUGUCCUGAAUCGUGAGACAGGCAAAGUCUUCGAAGAAGUCAUUCCCGGCCCAGUAUGGUCCAUUCUGAAAGGACUGUAUGCGACCACAGCGUGCGGCAUAGUUCCAGCCCAUCCUCUCAGAUGCUGUCUUCGGAGGCUGACACAACAUGCGGGUCGCAAGAUGCGCUCGGCAUCUAGCAAAAAGGAUGUCCGGAAGUUUGUUGAUGUUUACAGCAUUGACAUGGAGGAGGUGUUACUUCCACUGAGCGAGUUCCGCACGAUGAAUGACUUCUUUACCCGCGAGCUCAAACCAGGAGCACGACCCGUUGACUGCCCCGAGGAUGCAACCGUUUUUGUCAGCAGCGCAGACUGCCGAGCUAUCGUUUUCCCAAACUUUGAAGAGGCGGCACGCGUUUGGAUCAAGGGAUACAAGUUCUCAGUGGCAGAACUCCUUGGAAACUCCGCUGCGGCGGAGCCUUUCCUGCGGAAGUCAGGCUGUUCCGUGGCUGUUCUCCGCCUAGCACCGCAGGAUUACCAUCGCUUCCACUUUCCCUGCGGCCCGGGCCAGGUGUUGAGCCAGAAAUGUUUAUCCGGGGAGUAUUACUCAGUGAACCCCGUGGCCAUCAACAACUCCAGUGUGGACGUCCUCACUGAGAACUGUAGAUCUGUGAGCAUUUUGCAGCACGCUGGGUUUGGCCUGGUCGCCUUCGUAGCCGUGGGUGCCACUCUGGUGGGCUCUGUCGAACUUCUGCGAAAGGAAGGCUCAGAUUUCCAAAAGGGAGAUUGCUAUGGGUAUUUCCAGUGA
Symbiodinium sp. CCMP2456 is the source of this 6417-nucleotide messenger RNA. The record is from the annotation of a GenBank genome assembly. NCBI's taxonomy places the organism in Eukaryota, Dinophyceae, Suessiales, Symbiodiniaceae.